Messenger RNA from Aspergillus saccharolyticus JOP 1030-1, 2487 nucleotides. RefSeq names its product putative G-patch domain protein (TFIP11). Bases 145 to 2487 code for a protein of 780 amino acids. The transcript has a single exon. Gene Ontology annotation, biological process: spliceosomal complex disassembly. Lineage: Eukaryota; Fungi; Ascomycota; Eurotiomycetes; Eurotiales; Aspergillaceae. Gene Ontology annotation, molecular function: nucleic acid binding. The record is from RefSeq and is a predicted model, not a curated record. Gene Ontology annotation, cellular component: U2-type post-mRNA release spliceosomal complex.
UGGAAGGUCAACCCCGAGGCCAUUCAUCGCGUCUAUACUUUCUCAUUCCCCUCGGUGAUGACUGCGGUCUUGAUCCGUCAGGCUUCAAGCUCAGACUAGAUCCAGUCGACUUUCUGGAACCCAGACCCUACCCGGCGUCCGGCCAUGUCUUCCUCCGAAUCUUCACCCGUUGCCGGCCAGAAACGCAAAGUUGCCGACAUGAGCUCCGACGAAGAAGAGAACUACCGCCCAACCAUGGGCUUUCGUGGCUUCAACCGAGCUGCCUCUCGCUCCGAAUCCCCUCCUGCGCACGGCGGUCUCGGUAGCGCUCGUCGCAACCCAUGGAACAAUAUGGCGCAGGCAUCGACGAAAAGUGGAGGAAACAAUGGAGGCAAAGGCAUGGGCGGGGGGAAUUCCUUCGCCGCGCGCAUGAUGGCCAAGAUGGGCUACAAGGAGGGGCAAGGUCUUGGUUCGUCUGGACAGGGUAUCAUCAACCCGAUUGAGGCCCAGGCUCGUCCCACGGGCGCGGGUCUGGGUGCGGUCCGCGAGAAGACCAAACAAGCUCGAGAGGAGGAGAAGCGGGCUGCAACGCUACGCGGUGAGACCGUCGAGGAGAGCUCAGAUGAAGAGCGCAAGAGGCGACAGAAGAAGAAGAAAGAGGAGCGCAAACGCGAUGGCAGGAGUGGAACGAGUACGCCGGUCGCUCGAGCGAAGCCCAAAUUCCGAACUGCCCGCGAAAUCGAGCAGGAUAUGGAGGGUCUGGAGGUUCCCAACGUGCUGAAGUCUUUGAUUGAUGCGACUGGGAAAGAGCAGCGGGUGAUCACUUCAACCGCCGGGUUGAUGACACCGCAAGCGUUCGUCAACCAGGGUGAAGGCGAGGCCUGGAAGAUUGCACAAAGGGCGCGCAACGACCUCGAGGCAUUCGCAGACGAGUGGAAGGGACUGACGGAGAGGAAGAAAUACAUUGAGAUGGAAGAAAGCCAGAUUGUCGAGCAAAUGGACACGAAUCAGCUCAAGGCCGAUCAACUUACCGAGCUGGUUGCGGCAAUUGGAGCACUGGAUGUAUCCGAGAAGGAAGAGACAAGGGCCAAGUUCGACGAGUUAACCGACAAGCUCGAGUCAAUAGAGAUGAAAUUUCGCAACGAGAUAGACGAAUACCGACUACCAGAGACCGCCGUGGCCGCGAUUCACCCUCUCUUCCGCCAGGCUAUGGAGGAAUGGGAACCCCUCAAGGAGCCGACGUUCCUUGUCGCCAACCUCCGCCGUCUCCAGCCAUUACUACUCCGCGAUAUCCGGGGCACUCACACCCAGCGCUCAUCCACCUCCCCUUACGAAACCAUGAUCUACACCCUCUGGCUGCCACGCGUACGCUCCGCCCUCCUCAAUGACUGGGACGUCUACGAGCCCGCGUCCGCAACAUCGCUCGUCGUCGCCUGGAAAGAACUCCUCCCACCUUUCAUCUACUCCAACGUGCUCGACCAACUCGUAGUCCCGAAGCUCACCAACGGCCUAAAGGACUGGAAACCUCGAAGCAGCAGCAGCAGUAGCCGGCGACACCACCCUUCCUCCUCCUCCCGCUUCCCGUGGUGGCUCUUCACCUGGCUCCAAUACCUCGACGACCGACACACGAACCCCAAACAAGCCACAGGGCUCCUCUCCGAUGCGAAACGCAAAUUCCGGGUCGUGCUAGACACAUGGGACCUCGGAAAGGGCCUUAUCAGCGGCAUCGAGCUCUGGCGCGACGCCUUGGGCUCCGAAUUCGACUCUUGCCUGCGCAACCACUUGCUGCCACGCCUGGGUCGCCACCUCCGCGAGGACUUCCAGGUCAACCCGCAAGACCAGGACCUGACCGCCCUGGAGAACGUUCUGCGAUGGCAGCCCUUCUUCCAACCCAAGGUCAUGGCCCUCCUCCUGACGGCUGAGUUCUUCCCCAAGUUCCACCAGAUCCUCUACAUCUGGCUCACCAACGACCCCAACUACGAGGAAGUCGCCGAGUGGUUCACCUGGUGGCGCACGCAGAUCCCCGCCGCGCUGAACGAGCUCACUAUCGUCGACGACGAGUGGAACAAAGCCCUGCAGACCAUGGACCUCGCCUCGCAGCUCGGCGACCGCGCCGCUGCAGAACUCCCUGCCCCCACAGCCGCCACCACCACCAGCCACGCACAACAACAACAACCACCCAAAGAAACGACCACCAGACCCACCACCACCACCCCCGCCCCCGGCCCCCCCUCGCGCCUCAAACCCAAAAUUAUCGAAGAAGUCGCCUUCAAGGAUAUCCUGGAAGCAUGGUGCAUGGAGCAAGGGCUUAUCAUGCUCCCGCUCCGCGAGGCGCACCCGCAGAACGGCCAGCCGCUCUUCCGGAUCACGGCCAGCGCGACGGGCAAGGGCGGCGUGGUGGCGUUCGUGCAGGGCGAUGUCGUCUGGGUGCAAAACAAGAAGGCGAAGGAGGUGUGGGAGCCGAUGGGGUUGGAGGAUCGUUUGGUGGAGCGGGCGGAAGGGAAGUGA